CCCCACGGAGCCGGUGCAGUACCGCACCGUUCCCAUCACCGCGGCGGCGGGCGUGCGGGCCGCGCAAGACACCGAAAUGGCAGCAGCGAGGCGGACCGUGGAGACCGCCAUGUCGUACGGCACAAGGGGGCGCCAUAUUGUACGGAGCCGGGAGCAGCCGUUGUACGGCGCCAACGUGUCGUCACGGGCGCGGGGCGGGCGGUUGGAUUUGAACGGGGCGGCGGCGGCCGGGGAGCGGGAGCCGGGGCCAGGGACCCGGAAACCGGGAUUCGGGAGCGAGGGGCCCCGAGCGGGAGGAAAAGCAUAUCCUUCAGCAAUGGACAAGAUUUACACAGACCCUAACAUGGAAAUGGAUAACACAGAGCACAUCAGAAGGAAGCGACUGUCCUCUAUUUUAAAGGCUCCACGAAAUCCUCUGGAUGAUUUGGGAAAUGGGAAUGAAAUGACAGAGGACAUCCACAUAGAGAGACGCAGGAGGAGCUCACGCAGGGUCAGCUUCGCCAGCACCAUCAACUGCAGAGUCUUCCAGCGAGAUCUUAAGAACAGCACAUCAGAGACAGAAAAUACAGGGUGUUCAGCAGAUGAGAAGGAUGAUACCUUGACUAAUCAGAAUGAAGACCCUGGGGCUGUUCCAUGUGAGAUCACUGGGAUGAAUACUUUGCUUCAUGCCCCCAUCCAGGCCUUGGGGCAGCAGACUGAGUGGCAUGACGUGCACCACACCGAUCCAAGGACAGACAGGCAGGACACCACCCUCCUCUUCUCGGAGGAGAAUGAGAUGGAGAUGACAGCCAGUCACACAGCUGUGAUCUCACGGAACCUCAGAGCCCACCAGCCCGACAGAGCCGAGAAAAUAGACUUCACCUCCUUCCUGGCUAAGUUAAACUCCAGCCAGGGGAAGGCAGAAACCAGCAAGGAAUUGAGUUUGCUGUCUGACUCCACAAACCAUCCGGGCCCAUCUUUGGAACAGAAGGAAGAAGCCACUACUGUGAAAAAAAUAGAUUUCAAUGAAUUUCUGCUGAGACUGAAGUCAAACAAUCCUGCUGAGAGACCUGACAAGGACAGUGUUUGCUGUGUCCCUUCCCAAGGCUCGGGAGACGUGACACAACUGUCUGGGGAAUUUGGCUAUUCCCAUGAGCCGCUGGACACCUGCAAUGUGACAAGAGUGUUUCGAGGCCGAGAAGGUGGGAUGGAGAUGACAAAAUGUGAGGCAGCUGAUGUCAAAAUUCCAUUCCCUGGUGUCAGUGAGGUUCCAGGAGAGCAGUGGGAGUGUGGGGAUGUUACUGAGAUGUUUGCAGACAAGGGCAUGGACGUGACAACCAGUCACACUGCGAAAGUGUCCUUUGCCCUCUCCACUGUCAGGAACCAAAGUCUCAACUUCCAAAAGGAUUUCCCACCCACAGAGUUAGAUAAUUCUGAGUUCAGGAGAGUAUCUUAUCAUUACUUAAAUGUUCAGCAGGACACUCAGUUUUGUGCAGACAGAAAAACAGCAAGUGCUGAAGGCAGAGGAGACUCCCUGGUGCUGCAAGCUGGGAAACAGGAGGCCAGGGCAUUGUCUGCCAUCCAGGGAUCUGUUUCGUCUGAGACCAUCUUCCGAGGGGACAAAACUGUUGUGUUUUCCAAGUGUGAUGACAUGGAAAUGACUGGGAAUUACACAGACAUCAUCUAUGAAGCCAGCAGCACAGAACAGAACAGUUCAUGCCAUAAAACCUGUGAAAAGCCAGUGAGUACCAACCCUCCACUGGCAGGGAGCAGAUCCCUGGCAUGUGGCAACAUCCCAAAGGGUCUGGCACCUGGAGAUAAUCCUGCUGUUGGGCCCUAUGAAAACAGUGCACUUGAACUGCCUUCAGCCUCAGGUGGACACAUGGAAAAUGUGUCUCAAGCUUGUGGUCCUGCUGCAGCCAGCACUGGGUUUGGCUCAUAUACACAUUUUGUGGCUGGUGGUGCUCUGAAGAGCAUGUUUGAUCCCUCUGCAAACCCCCAGCUUGUUUUUUCAGGUGAGAAGACAGUGAUAUUUGCAGGAGAAGACAUGGACUUGGGUAAAAGCUGUGUUAAGGAUGGUGGAGAGAAUGUUGACAAUGAACAUCCCACAGCAGUGUUCACCUCCGUCACCUGCAAACCUCAUUUCCUGGGUAACAGAUCCAUGUCUUCCAAUGUAACUGAGCAGGAAGAAAUGGAAAUAACAAGAUGCCACACUGUUUUCUUUGAUGGUCAAAGCAGUGGGAUAGCAGCAGAGCCAAAACAAAUGCCCUGUAAAAUCAUUUCAAGAAAGAACCAGAACAAAAAUGUCACUGAGGGUGACAUAUCUGCAUAUUCUGUAGAUAUGGACAAAGAAAAUGUUGAAGUGAGGAGUAUUGAUAGGAGUAUUAAAAAGAGCCAGGCUAUGGAGAGGAAUGCUCAAGCUCUUCAGGUGAUAAUGAUUGAUAAGAAGCUUGGAAAAACCAACUUCCAGGCAAGUGGUCUGAGUUCCUGUGCCAAGAGCAUGUGUCUGUUACAAGAGCAAAACAAAGAAUCCCCCGAGAGUGUUGUCACUAACACCGGUGCAUCCCUGUCUUUGCAAAGCCAAGAAGUUGUAUCACAUCCUCUGGGGAAAAACCCUGCAAGCUUCUCAGAUUUCUGCACAAAUGACACAACAGGCGUGUUUUUAGGUGAUCAAAGCAUGGACAUAACCAAAGCUCAUCCUGCUGCCUUUGAGAUUGCUCCUAUUAACAUGGAGCAAGAAUCCAAUAAUUAUAAUCAAAACACUGCACUAUCCAAGCAGCUGCAAAACCAGCCCUUCCUAUUUUCCAGUGGUCAUGGUGUGGGUAUCAUGAGUCAAACUGCAGCAAUGGAAUGUGGGGACUUUAAAAUGAAUACCAAUAAGCAAAUCGUUACUGCUUUGGCUCCAAGCGGUUCAUUUACUUUCAGUAACAAUCCUGCUCCCUCUGGAAUGAGAGGAAAUGAACAGUUUGGGACAGUAAUAGGAAUAAAUGCAGAUGGCCAAAACUCAGAGAGGCAAGAGAAACCCCAGCCUAUGAGGGCAGUAAGCAAAGUAUUGCCAACCCGAGGAGACUCUGUCAGACAUUUUUCCAUGGGUAAAACAGGUUCUUCAAGAGAGGAUUUAAAAACUCCUCCCUCAGCGCAUGGGCUGCUCCAGAGGGGUGAAGAAGAACCAGUGUGGGCCAGGACAUCUGAGGCAGCCAAGGAAAGUUCCCAGUUGUCUGUCUUUGGAGAAAAGUCUGUUGUGUUUCCCCACGGUGAAAACAUGGACAUGACUGGCAGGUGUGUGGUGAUGGAUCCAGAUUACAGCUUCAGCGUUUUGUCACAAAACAAAGCAGCACCUGGAUGCUUUGGUCAAGGUGGAAAUGAAACAAUGUCCUUGGAAAAAGGGGUCACGACAACAAUGCCAGCAGAGUGGGGUGGGCAGGAGGCUGCACAUGGCAGAACCAUCAGUUUUGCUCCGGCUGAGGAUAUGGAAAUCACCACAACUCACACAGCAUGGCACAGACAGCCCAUCCCAGCCAUUCCUGCUGACAAAACCAUUGUGUUUGCCCACAACCCGGAGGACAUGGACAUCACUGCAUCCCACACUGUUGCUGUCAGUAAGAGCACCUGUGGGUUUGAGGCCCAGCAGGUGCCCCACACAAACCCCCAGCAGCCACCACAGCACAUGCACGGUGGGUUGGUGCCCUGCAGAGAUGAAAUGGAUUCCUCACAAUAUGCCACAAAACCUAAGGAUAAGCCCAGCAUUCCCUCUUCUGCCUCACCAGACUCAGCAUUUCCUAGUGAGAAAGGAGUUACCCAGGUCCCCAGUGGCACAACACCACAUUUCAUUUAUUCUGCCCCCCUUCAAGAAAGUACUACAGAUGUGGGGGCACCACAGGAUCAUGGCCUUCCCACAGAUAAUUCUGUCCCUGUCAGCAGGGAGCAGGAUCUCACACCACCAGAAAAACUGCAAUCAGAGGGACUAUCUUUCGAGUUCCCAAGUAAGGGCCCUGUGAAUCACAGGGAAGAAAGUGGCAGUUUGGGAUCCUGUGUUGCCUUUCCCAUGCAGGGAUCAGAUCCUUGGAAGGGUCAUCCAGAUGCCCCUGGUACUCAGAGAAACCAACUAGAGGAAGAGGAUUCAUCUCAGCCUGGAGAUUCAGAUUUGGGCUUGGCUGGAGCAAACCUCAUUCCAGCUGCUAACAAGGAAUCCAAGAAAAAUGAGGAGCUGUCAGCUGAAGGGGAGGCACCUCCAAAAGACUUCCAAAUAAGCUCUGAACAAGCUAGGCAGCCUUGGGUCAGUGACAGUUCAGGGGAUCAGACACAAGCCACUCUUCCACCAGCAGCUUCAGGUAUCAUAGGUGUUUGUUCAAAACUGAUGAGUUUGACAAGGAAAUCUGUUUCUGUUUCCAAAACUGCUUCUUCUGACCAGUUGCCCAGUUCCUCAGCUCAGCCAGAGGAUACUCUGAGGUUGGGAAAAAACACUGUCAGUGAAGCAAAUAACUUCUUUGAGCCCAAAAAGCAGGAGAACUCAGGUGUGGAAUCUGGAGCUGAUCCCAUAGGAAUGGUGCCUAAGGAUAAAUAUCCAGGAAUAAAUAUCCCUCUGGGUAUAUUCCAGCCUAAAUUACCAAACAAGAGAAAUCGUGUUUCCAGUGCACAGGAUAUAAAUACGAAAUCAGACAGUGUAGAAGCCCAAGUUCCAGCAAACACCAGUGAAACCCCAGCUAACAAGUCCAGCAGGCAGAACUUCAGUCCUUUUCAGUUCAUAGCAGAAGAAUUUCUCCCUGUGUGCCUGGAGGAAAUGGAUUCCAAUGAAUCUGUCAGCUCUGAACUCAUGGAAAACGCUUGGGAUGAUAAAAAUAAAAAACAAAUCCCCCACUCUGAAAAGGAUCCAUUUGAAGAGACAAAAACUUGCAACAUGAAAAGAGCUUUAGGACAAACUGAGGAGGAUUCUCAAAGCCCAAAGAAGGCCAAGAGAGAUCAACUUGUGGAUGCUGGGGCCUCUCAAGACUUGGAGGUGAUUUUUGGUGUUGUGCCUCAGGACCAAGAAAAAGCUGAUGAAGCUGGAGAACCUCCAAAUCUCUCAGCUAAAAGCCCUGGGUGUCCUCAUGCCAGCACCAGCAGCUCCCUGGAUUCUGUGAAGGCUGACAUAGAGUCAACAGUCCAGCGCAGCAGUCAGGUGGAAUCCCAGCUUCUCACGGACAGCAUUUGUGAAGAAAAUUUAUGGGAGAAAUUUCAGAGUGGUGCUAUCACGGUUGGGGAGUUUUUUACUCUUCUUCAAGUCCAUGUUGUGAUUCAGAAGCCCCGGCACAGCCAGCUUCCAGCCAGUUGUGCAGUCAGUGCACCUCCCACUGCAGAAGAUCUCAUCUACAGCCAGUACGUUCACCGGCCCAAGCUGAGGAUUUACGAGGAGGAUUGCCAGGACCUGUCUCGGAAAAUAGUGGAGUUAAAACCACAUGUGACUGUCCUGGAUCAGCCCCUGGUGAACGUGAUCAGGAGUUUGUGGGAAGUAAUGAGAACCUGCACUGAUGAAGAGUUGAGUAAGUUUGGAGCAGAACUGAACAAGAUGAAAUCCUGUUUCACCAAGGAGGCUAAAAUCUUGUCUCACAAUGAAAAGGAGGCAUUGUACAGGAAACUGCUGCAGAGUGCUGAGGAGCAAUGCAGAAAGCUCCAAUCAAGGAUGGAAAAGGUGGAUGAAUGGAUGAAGGAGGCAGAGAGCUCCGUGGUUGCUCUGGAAUCAGAUUCUUUUUGGGAUGAAGAGGAAGCUGGCUGCAGUGCUGGAACAGCAGGAGGGCAGAACAUACAGAAAGAAUUGCAAAGCAUCACAGCCCAAGAAGAGGAACUUCUGAGAGAACUGUCAGAGAUGGAUGCUGAGGAUGAGCUUGAUUUGGCUGAGAUGGAGAAGCUCAAGAACACUGAAAUGGCCUGCCUGGAAAUCCUGAAGAAAUACGACUUCACUGAGUGGGAGUUGAUGGAAUGGAGUGAGCAGCAAGCUGUCUUUAAUUUUCUUUAUGAUUCUGUGACGCUCACAGUUGUGUUUGGACCCCCAAUAGAUGAUGAGUUUUUUGCUGCACGUCCUUCCAGAAGCAUCGUUAGCCUGGACUUUGAAUCUUUCCUGGAUGAGGAACAAGCUCCACCCUCCUCAUGUUUAGUCCAAAAACUCAUCUUCCAGUUUAUUGAAAGUCGGGGAUGCUGGCAGAAAAAGUAUCCCAAACUAUGCUACUUGCCCCAGGCUCUCUUUGACAUCUCGUUGGUGGUGAAUCGCUGCAAAAUCUUGGGAGAGGAGUUGGAAUUUCUGCAGAGGUGGGGUGCAAAAUUCCAGCUCCUGGAGACAGAUAUCAAGGACACAGAGGUGAAGCUUCUGUUCUCCUCUUCAGUGGCUUUUGCAAAGUUUGAGUUGACUCUGGCUCUCUCUCAUGAUUACCCAUCUGCUGUACUUCCCUUCAGGGUCCAAACCCACAUUGGGAAUAUCGGGGAGAAGGAAAUUGCUGCUGUUCUCUGCAGAGUUCCAGCUGGUCACCACUAUCUGCAGAGAACAGUCAUCUCGAUCCAUCAGAAUCUGCUCCAGGGUCCCAGAUGAUCUGCUGGAUCCACAGGCAGGACUGAAGCAGUCAAAAAUGAGUAGUCUGCGAGUUUAGUCUUAUGAGAAUUCCAGCUGUGUCUCCCUGAAAUGGGAAUGCUGUCACCCACUCAGCUCUAGUAUUCCUGCCUAUUCAGUAUCCUUGUGGCUUAGACCAAGUAGAACACUUGGUGUAGGCCACAAGUUUUACAAAGGCAAGGGUGUCUAAAGAGGAGAAGAAGGAAAUUCCUGGAUCCCUUCUAAGUUCAAGGUGCCUUUUAUCUUCUGCCACUCACUGGUGGUCAUUCCUGGCACAGAUAGUCAUGGCUGGAUAGUCAUUCCAAGCAUGGAUAUUCUUCUGCCAUAGCCCAUUAAUUUUGUCAUUUACAGAGCUCUUGGACAAAACAAUGAUGAGUGUUCUCUAAAUUAUUACAACUGGAAUUUACCUUUGCUGUCAUUAUUUCACUACCACGUACAAUUUAACAGAUCCCACCACGUCUGGUGUUUAUCCAUUGCCUGGCACCCCUCCCAGGCCAGACACUAUAUCCCUGCAUCUGAUUAAUUAACCAAUUAAUCCGUAGCAAUUAACUCCAGUCACCAAAGUCAGAAAUAUUUUUGGAAUUAAGGCUAAAAAUCCCUGUGCUUGCCCACAGGCUUUGGGAUGCAACAGCCUCAAAGCCAUCACUGUGAUUCCCUGGCAGAAGUUAGUUCUGACAUUGUCCCAGUUUGGAAUGCCAUGGAAUUUUAGUGAGGAGACUCAACUCCUUAAACUUGGGAGUAUCUGUGAGCUCUAGCUUGAUUUUGUGUAUAAUUUUGUGUAUUAUGUGGGUCUUGCUGUUGGAACUGAUCUCACCCUGUGUUGCCGAGUCAAAGCACCAACCCUCGCUCAGCUCUCAGUUCUGCAGCUGCAAAUAUUUGUACCCUGUAAAAUAUGUUGAAUUUAAAAAUGUUUUCCUGUAUUUUAGAGUUUAUAUAUUUUUGUCUUUUUUACAAAGUUUGUGUUUGUUUGAAAAGUGGAAGUUUAAUAAAGAUUAGCUUUAUCACUU
Messenger RNA from Vidua macroura (Pin-tailed whydah), 7563 nucleotides. It is a transcript of the gene KNL1, whose product is annotated as kinetochore scaffold 1. Gene Ontology annotation, cellular component: nucleus. The record is from RefSeq and is a predicted model, not a curated record. Gene Ontology annotation, biological process: cell division; protein localization to kinetochore; attachment of spindle microtubules to kinetochore. Lineage: Eukaryota; Metazoa; Chordata; Aves; Passeriformes; Viduidae.